This is a messenger RNA of Caenorhabditis bovis, 1089 nucleotides long. NCBI's taxonomy places the organism in Eukaryota, Metazoa, Nematoda, Chromadorea, Rhabditida, Rhabditidae. The record is from the annotation of a GenBank genome assembly.
AUGACCGAAAACGCCUUCCAAUUCCGCGCCGAGGUGCAAAACUAUCAUCAACACGCGCCAAUCGCGCUACACCAAUGCAAUAUUUGCAACAAAACAUUCGUCUCAUAUAAAAGCCUCCAAGUGCACACGGUGAUUCACACCGACACGAAACCAUUCGAGUGCGAGAUUUGCGGCAAAUGUUUUCGGUUCAAGUCGAAUCUGUUCGAGCACCGAAGCGUCCACACCGGCGUCGCCAUUCACCAGUGCCCGUUUUGCGCGAAACGCUUCCGUCUCAAAGGCAACAUGAAGAAGCACAUGCGAACGCACGUCGCCACCAAAGAGGAGCUCGAGAUCGCGUUUUCGCCGUACGCGAGCCUUCGCCGACGCACCGACAUCCCAACGAAUCCGGUGAUUGUGCGCGGACCACAACUGCCACUCAAUUUCAAUCUUGGAAUCAAACCUCGGCGAAUGAAGCUCUCAAUUACCGAAAACGUUGAAAAAUGGCUGGAAAGGAUUCAAAGAGGUGAAUUGAUCAAAAUUAAUUCGAUCGACGAGAAGAUUUCCCGCCUUCAGGAUUACCUCUAUAGUUGCACAUUGACGAUGAAAUCAAUUCAAGAAUGCAAAUAUAUCGAGUUUGAAGUUUUCAUGUGCCCAAUUUGUAAGCUCUUCUGCGCCGGCAAUCUCGCCUGUCAGGAGCACAUGACAAUCGAGCACAAAUCGCGAAUCGAUCAACUCGCAUCGAACACGAAUUACUGUAAUAAAUGCGCGAUUCUGUUCGCCAACGCCGAAAUGUUGAGGCAACACGAGCAGUACCACGUGAAAGUCCAACAGCUCAUCGAUGCCGGCAAUUUGAUUCUCGCCGAACCCCAACUCCUCACGUCCGACACCGUUUUGUGCGAUCUCGACAAAUCGCCGUUCAACGAGUACGAUCAGCAUUAUUUCAUGGACAAAGCCACCAGUGUGUUUUCGAUGCUCAAUGAUGACUCCGCCUCGCAAUCCGACUUCCUCCUCCCAUCAGACCAAUUCCACGUCAACGAUGAAGAAGACGUCGAAUCGACGACGACGUUCUCACUCAUCAUUGAGCACCGCGAGGGACCAUCAAGCGUCUAG